AACUCCGGCUCUGACUCACCUGACGACGGUGGCUGCCAAGAUUGUCUAGCUGGAUGAGUGCCGCCAAGAGAGAGAUGAGUGUCAAAGAGACUUUUUCUCCGGCAUCACGUGACGACGGCAUUCGAUCUGAGACCGGACUGUGUUCACCUCGUCUGACAGAUGUUACAGCCCGGCGGCCGUGGGAGGUCUGUAUCCUGUUCACUACUUUAUAAAAUGAGAGGAGCGGGGCGACUGUGAAUCAUUGCACUACAGGCCACCAGAGACAGUCAUGUGGCUGUUUACAGGUGCAGGGCUGCAGCUUUUCUCCGUCAUCAUUACCUGUCUUCUAUUUGGUGCGAGAGCCCAAGUUGAAAAUGACGUGCGACUUGUAGACGGCCCCAAUCCUUAUGAAGGACGGGUGGAAAUUUUCAAGGAUGGAGUCUGGUUGAGUGUCUGCUCUUCCUACAUCCCGUAUUACAGCUUUGUGAGCGUAGUCUGCAGACAAGCAGGGUAUCCAGCCAAUGGCGCUGCUCUGUACUACGCCAACUCUUACGGCCAAGCUCCUGGAGAAAUACUGAAGCAGUACAUUUACUGCAACGGACAGGAAGCCUCGCUGUCAAACUGUAGUUUCUCACCACGUGACCAGAACUGUGACCCCCAAUAUACACUUGGAGUCAGCUGUGACACAGGUUUGUCGGAGGUGCAGACAGUUCGUCUUGUCAACGGCACAUCUCAGUAUGAGGGGAGGGUAGAGCUUUUCAAGUCAGGAGUUUGGGGAAGUGUCGUAGAACAGUACACCAGCUACGUGCGACCAUUCAUUGCUGCCAAUAUUGUCUGCAGAACUUUAUUUGGAUCUAGCUAUGGUGGAUCAGUUGUGCCUACGCAAGAGGCGGCUCUACGAUUUGGUAUCGUCAGAAGAAGACCGAUACACAUGACCAACCCUGUGUGUGAAGGAAAUGAGCAGAGCUUACUUAACUGCUCCUAUUCUACUGGACAGUACGAAACACUCGAAAGCAGUCUUUCCCUUGUGUGCAAACAAGUUCCCGAAGGAUGCAACGGUUAUGUUGCUGCAUCAACCGGAACCAUUACGUCACCUGGGUUCCCCGAAGGCGCAGUGUACGUCAAUGACACAGACUGUGUGUGGAAGAUCGUCAACAAAGCUGGAAGGAUCCAGCUGUCCUUCACUAAUCUUCAGAUCAAUACUUCACUGACAGCAUCAAGGAACAUACUCCAGGUGAUAAACAGUGAUUCUUACAACUCUUUAGCCUACGUACAGAGUCCUGUCACCCUGGGCACAUGGCAGUCCUCUGGAAAUGCACUUUAUGUGUGGAACCGAGCUCAGUCUGGAACGAAAGGAAUUCAGUUUCAGGCUUCUUGGGAUAUUCCCCCUUGUUUUCAACGACUGAACAACAGAGGUACCAUCCAGUCACCAGGCUACCCAAACCAAUAUCAGCCGAACUUAAACUGCACGUACGAAAUCGCGAAAAGAAAAGGCGUUCGGAUGAGAUUUACAUUCUACGCCUUCGCUCUUGGAGCAGAGCAAGAUGGCGUGUGUCGAGAUGCUCUAGAGAUAUUUGACGGCGACUCCUUCUCAUCACCGAGUGUUGGAGGCCCGCUCUGUGGAACAACCAGUCCGUCUGACCUGACAACCACCAACCAGACCUCAACAACAGUUCUUGUCAGGUUCACGUCGGAUGCUGUCAACACGUCUGUUGAGCGAGGAUAUUACUUUUCCUGUUAUGAAGUGGAACCAGAUCCAAUCAGACCUGGUAAUUACACUCAGGACAGCGGUACUUUCAAAACUCCCGGCUACCCAAACGUCUACAACGGCGAAGAGGACGUCAUCUGGACCAUCACCACCAAGCCCUACAAGACCAUCACACUCUCCUUUCAGGACGUUCAACUUUUGGGAUGCUGUCUUAAUUAUAUUUCAGUGACCGACAUCCCAUGGUACAGGUACACUUAUAUUUAUAGUACGGGUACAACUUCGACGAUCAUCGCUGACGGAAACAGUCUUGAAAUUAAACUGAUGUCUUCGCUGGAUAAUGGUCUGAACAAGAUCAGGGCUUCCUGGACAACAGAAUGUCGACAAGUCUUCCAGAAUCUCAAUGGAACCAUUAGCUCCCCUAAUGACCCGGAGUUUAACUCGUCAUCAGCAGACUGUACCUACAUCAUUAGACAACAACCAGGCUACUACAUCAGGAUACAAUUCUCGUCGAUCACUUUUGAAAGAGAUGCAAGAUGCAGGAACUUCAUAGAAAUACAUGACGGCAGCACAGAGUUUUCCCCCUUACUCGGUGAAAAGUACUGCGGUCUGUCACUUCCGCCACCUUUGACCUCCACACAGAACAUGGUGUUCAUGAAGUUCAACACUCAGACUGGAUCCAACAACUUUAGUCUGACGUACUCCUCGCACCCAAAAGAAUGCUCCCAGAGUCUGCUGACAGACAGCGAAGGAAGCUUCACGUCGCCUGGCUUCCCUCUUGGGUAUCCUAGCAACACCUACUGCGUGUGGACCAUCACUGUCAACGACAACAAGGCUGUCAUCGACCUGACGUUCGACGACUUCUCUGUCGGCUAUGUAGGAACUCAGUGCCAGUAUGCCUUCGUCAGGGUCUACGACGGAGCAGUAGUCGAUGCAGCUACCGUGAUGACAACUUUGUGUGGAACUACUCUGCCACCAAAGAUAAGGUCAACUCGAAACAGUCUGACAGUCGUGCUCAACGUCUUCGGGCCCCUGUCCAACGCCAACGGCUUCCGGGCGUCAUACAUGGCGAGAAGACUAGACGGAGGACUCCCAAAAGGCCUCUAUCCAUACGGAGCCAGUGCAGGCGAUGGGAUACUCGGACAAUCGUUGUUUGAAACCCAGACGAUAACUUUUCAAGAUGACGGAUUUCCGUUUGGAGAGAAUGAACUCGACGCAGUCAACGUGGGUAGGGAUGGAAUCUUGUCUUUUGAGAAGGGAUCCGCAUGGCCGUGGUUUGACUCCACCCGCAAAGUGGUCUGUGCAUAUUGCACCUACAUCAGCAAUGAGCAAAAUGUGUACUACCACCUGUACGAUAACACCACAAGAGACAGCGCAGUGCUAGACAAAGCCACGUACGAUGUCCAGGAUUUCACGGGGUCAGCGACCUUCCAGGCGAGCGCGGUCAUCGUGGUCACGUGGGAUCGUGUACAGCAGUACUUCCCGUCUGUCGACUACAAACCGACUAACAUGGGUGACGCCACGUUUCAAGUGGCUCUGGUCACCGACUGGUCAGAGUCUUACGCUCUGGUCCAGUACCGGGUGGGUCACAUGACCUGGCGAUACCCAGGCCUCUGGUACAGCAUUCAGAUGGGAGUCGCUAAAGGAGAAGUCACAACAUUCCAGCCAAACGUGUAUUCUGGAACUGAACUGGCCUAUGAAAUCGACUCGUACUUCGGAAAUACUGGAUACAAAGGUUACUGGGUAUACCAGUUAGGAAAGAUCCCAGCCAGCUACACCAAGACAUGCCAAGCCUGGCUUCGUAGGAACAAGAACCUGAAAAAGCAGAGAGAGGCAGGUUUUGCCGCCCUACCCAAGUGCCCCUGCUCCAGGAGAGGCAUUUUCAGAGGUGUCGUCAACCAAUGGAGGUUUCAUCGCAGGGACGAGAAGAACUACUUCGAGUGCUUCAUCCUCAACCUGGCUCGCACAGGAGAGUUCGCUCCCUUUGGGAAGGAGUGCUGCUACUCGACCAACCCUCUGAAGCCAGACACACUUGACAUGCUCAUCACAUCUCCACCUUUUGCCGGGGCGGCGCUGGCCUUUAACCCUUUAGUCUUCGCUCAAGGGAAGCUGUACGACUCUGAGGACAGGAUCCCACACGUUGCUUGUUGUGAGCACGGGACAAACAAACAAUGUCGUCGCUACUACAAUCUACGACCCAUCGGAAAAUGCGACCCCAAUCCAGCGAUACAAUGGACUCCCUUGUACGGUGACCCCCAGAUAACGACAAUGGAUGGCAGGAGGUACCUCUAUAACGGUCUGGCAGAGAUCACGCUGGUCAAAAUAAACACGUCAACCGUCAGUUUCACCCUUCAGGCCCGGACACAGAGGGCGGAGCUUCGGCCGGGAACGCCCACCAACGGGACUGUCUUUACGGCGGUCGGGGCGGAGGAAAACGGAGUGAGGGUCUUCCUGCAGAUCGACCCCAACACUAAUACCACUCUGAUUAUCUACGCCGGUGGUAGAGACUACACCACACGUUUUAUGCAAGAGGGAGACAACUUCACUGUUGACGACGGAAGUGUUUUGCUGACGCGAGAUAACGACACGUGUGUUGUCAGCUUUCCGUCUGGUAUAAGCCUGCAGAUUUACAUCCGUAUGAAAGCCUGGUGAUAGGAAUUGCCAUGCCUCACAACUUCCGGAAUUCGACAAAAGGGAUGCUGGGAAACUUCAAUGACGACGAGACAGACGACUUCAUUGUGCCAAGUGGAGAGCGUCUGAACAACAGUUUGAGCGAGCGGCAGA
This is a messenger RNA of Pomacea canaliculata, 4468 nucleotides long. RefSeq lists its product as uncharacterized. Gene Ontology annotation, biological process: cell-matrix adhesion. Gene Ontology annotation, cellular component: membrane. The record is from RefSeq and is a predicted model, not a curated record. The transcript is spliced from 27 exons. Bases 269 to 4336 code for a protein of 1355 amino acids. Lineage: Eukaryota; Metazoa; Mollusca; Gastropoda; Architaenioglossa; Ampullariidae.